Molecule: messenger RNA, 1335 nt
Organism: Corticium candelabrum
Lineage: Eukaryota; Metazoa; Porifera; Homoscleromorpha; Homosclerophorida; Plakinidae
Exons: 3
Coding region: 1-1335 (444 amino acids)
Biological process (GO): G protein-coupled glutamate receptor signaling pathway; regulation of synaptic transmission, glutamatergic
Cellular component (GO): plasma membrane
Molecular function (GO): adenylate cyclase inhibiting G protein-coupled glutamate receptor activity
Source: RefSeq, a predicted model, not a curated record
AUGGACAACGAGAACCACCUCGAGCUCUACGUUACGUUUAUAUUCCUUUUUCUGGCCUGUUGCUCGUACUCUGCUAACGCCAGCUGCCCAAAGUCGCUCCCAGACUGCCCAGGUGAACAGAACGGAGCUCGAGAUAUUGCCGGAUCUUCUACUGUGAUCGGUGGUGUUUUCUCCAUCUCAUCAUGGCGUAGCAAGAGUUGCUCUCUGUGUUCUGACGACCCAAUCGUGCAACGUGCCAGCGUCGAGUUAGCCGAAGCUCUAAUACUCGCCACAGAGAUUCUAAACAAUGCGACAGAAGAGGAAGACGUGGCUUUUGGGUAUAGCAUCGACGACUCCUGCGGGAAUCAUCGAACUGCCGAGUGCAUACAGAGUCUGACUCCGACUAGAUCUACUCUGGCGACUGUUGUCGGUCCCUACUACGCCGAGCAGAGCAUCUCUUUGAACGAGACGGAGCAGAGCAUUCUCUACAAGCAUCUCAACGGAUUUCCUCCUCAUGAUGACAAGGGAAUUUUUUCUCUUCUUGAUGUGCCUUUCUCGUACUCAACAGACGUACAGAAUUUUGUGGCUACCCUUGAUAUGUCUCAGAUUGUGAUGUUUCAUCAGACUUGCGAGUUGCAAGCACUCGCAGCUGUUGACUUCAUUCUACAGGAACGCUGGUGGAAUGUCACCGUUUUGGGAAGCGGUGACGCAUGUGGGACGGCUUCUUUACGUCUCUUCAAGCAAGAACUGAUGCGCAGGAAUAUCUUUUGCCAUUUUCAAGUGACAUAUCUUCAGCAGGAACCUAUUGAGCCCUCAGUUGCCCAUGAUGAACUAAGACAGUUUCUAGAGCCCAAUUAUUAUGCUAGCAAGUUAGACUCAAAUGAGGCAUCAGAGUUUUUUGCUUUCGCCACAAGUAGAAAGAUAAUAGUCUUAGCUGGAAUUUCAUUUGCCAACAAGAUUUUACCUCAUUUUGUUCAAUCAACCAAGGGUACUAGUAGUCAGUCAUCAAACGGUCGCUAUUCAUUUCUAAUAGGAGAUCUUUGGGGUGAUACUCGUCGAAAGAAUUCUGUAAUUGAGAAACUACGUCUGCUAACUGAUAGAGGGCAUGAUGUGUACGGACUACGAAAUGCAGUGAAUGGAACAGAUAAACUGGCAGAUUCCAUGAGGUCGAUUGAAUUUAACUCAUCUCGUUUUCAUCGUAAUCCGUUCAUUCAAAGAUUUUGGGAGCAGACGUUUUCGUGCUCUGUUGCUAAUGACGACUGCGAUAGAAACAAGAGGCUUCAAUUUCCCGUAUUUCCUAUACUUAGGAACUACAAAGCACCUCUCGUUAUUGAUGCCGCUUUGGUAAUUCUUUGA